CAGAGUCAACAGAUGUAGUGAUUAUUUUCACAGACGGCAGGACUUUCCCAUAUGGUGGCAGAAGGCGUACGAUCCUUGAGGCUCAGGCAAUACAAAAAACAACGGAUCUAUAUGUGAUAAAAUUAGAUAACAAAUGGGGAAAGGAGGGAGAGACCGAGAUUCAGGGCUAUUUAGGAAACAGAUUCGGACGUAGGCUCGACGCUAGCGUAGAAUCAGUCGAUCAUUUUCUCACCCUUGUGAUAAACCAUUUUAAGCCGUGUGUGGAUAGUACCACAACCACAUCUAAACCUACAACUACCACUGAACCACUUACCGAAACCGUCACUGGUGCUACUCCUAUUACAGAUGCACAAUCUACGACUACUGAAGUACCAACCACUGUAACCGUACCACCUUGUGAACGUAAAGUUAAUCUGGUUCUUGUCUUCGACACUACACAGAGCCUAAGUAAACUGGCUGUAAUGAGAUCGUUUUCAUCUAUAUCGUUUGAAGAGCGCAAACGUACCCCUAUAGAAGAACUACAAACGGUUAAAGCAUUCACAGCUGCGCUGGUUGCCGAGUUCGAGAUUUACAAUGAUGCUUCGCGUGUGGCUGUUUUGACGUUUGACGAAUAUGUCAAGGUGAUACAGCAACUAAAGGAUACUAUAAGUUUUGAUAACACAAAAUUCUCGAUCAUGAAUAAGGCGCAGAACUGGACAGGCGCUGGAACAAGGACAGAUCGAGCAUUGAAAGUGGUACAUGAUGAAAUAUUGACAGAGGAAAAUGGAUGGAGGCCCGAUAUUCCAACAUUGGUUUUCUUAGCUACGGACGGCUUCACUUUUUCCUGUUGUAAUGAUAAAUGUUGCCCUAAAUGGAAAUACCCAGAAGACGAAUGUAGAAAGAGAGCUAAAGAUUGUAUAACAACGGAAGAAGCAAUAAAAAGUGCAACAUAUUGGGGCGACCGAAUUAAAGAGGACAAAAAAGCAGAUUUCAUUAUUCUGGCAUUAGAGCAACCAAAAAGGAAAACUAAAAAAAAUGAUGAGGAAAAACGUAAAAAAGACGAAUUUUACAGAGGAUUGGUCGGAGAUCAGAACUAUAAAAGAGAUGUCAUCAGCACAACGGACUUUGUUGCGGAAAUGAAGUAUGAUGUAGAUGACCUGUUUGUUAAAAUAAAAGAUAGAAUUUGCAGAACUCAUGAAGUUUUUGCGGAUGCAAUUAAUCCUUGACUGAAAUUGAACGAAAUGGCCACAGAGACAGAAGGGGAUGUAGUUGAAAUGAGAGACCGUUUCAAUUAGCCCUGCCACUUUUUGUUUCAUCAACGAAGCUAUGAAAUAUUGGCUGGAUUGUUCAUCUCAUAGAUUGUACUUUUUAUCGCAUCCUUUGGUGUUUUGUUCUGAUCAGUUUGCAAGGCUGGUAGGCUAAGCCAAAGCAUAUCAUGGAUUCAUCUGAAUAUUUUUGGAAUGUUGUCUUAUGGCAGUCUUGGUAAAUUUGUAGAUGGCCAAUUUGGAUUUUCUGUCCCACAAACUGUCUAUUCUAGGCAAGCGAUUCUGUGCAUAUUGUGUCCUAUUCAAAUUAACAAUACAUAAGACUAUUGUGCUUUGGAAGGUUGUUACCUACAACUAACUGAGUGAUCAAUCUAGUUGAUUUCGAUGAUGUAUCAAAGGCUUGCAGGGCUUAUCGAAAAUGUUUAUCACAGUUUUACUAUACCGGAUUGAAAUAAUGUAAAUACAAUAAUGUGGCACUUUUACUUUAAAAAAA
Owenia fusiformis is the source of this 1737-nucleotide messenger RNA. Lineage: Eukaryota; Metazoa; Annelida; Polychaeta; Sabellida; Oweniidae. The record is from the annotation of a GenBank genome assembly.